This is a messenger RNA of Penicillium taxi, 1557 nucleotides long. RefSeq lists its product as uncharacterized. NCBI's taxonomy places the organism in Eukaryota, Fungi, Ascomycota, Eurotiomycetes, Eurotiales, Aspergillaceae. The record is from RefSeq and is a predicted model, not a curated record. The transcript has 2 exons. The coding region runs from base 1 to 1557 and encodes 518 amino acids.
AUGAUUGGAACAUCAACUGCUGAGUACUUCUUCAUACGGAUCUGCAUCAUAUGUCUUCACAACAUUGCACCAUUAAGCAUUUUGUAUGGUAUCCACUUACUCUUUGUCCAAUUUCUUCAUCUGCCAAGUUAUCUUGAAAGCAUACCUUACUUGAUCCAGAUCUGGCUGAUAGCAGAAUCAAUAUUCUUCACCACCGUCUACAUACCACUCAAGUACGCUCUCAGCUAUUCUACUACCUUACAUACACCUUUGUCUGCAGAGGAAAGAGAGAAAUUGUUUAGUAGCUGCAAUGCAACUGUACCGAACAUGGAGAGUUAUCUCCGCCAGUGGCUUCUGGUCCCAGAAACCAAGCCCAUCAAGCGAGGCGAUGUUAAAAACUUCAUCAGGUGGUCAUUGUUUGGCCCCGGAUCUACCGGUAAGCAGGUUCAGGAGCAUGAGGAAGAAAUUGAGAUGUAUACAACGGAAAUUGAGAAGCAUAUUGGACGAGAACUUCCACCGGGAAGAAUGGAUGUGAAAGGCGGCAAAUGCCUAGGACAGCUUCUAAAUGAAUCAAGCGGCUCUCACCGAAGUCUGUUAUGGUACACUUGUGUCUUUGUGGUCGAUGCAAUAACUUAUUACAAGAUGUUGCGUAGUGGAUUUCAAUUUUACCGCAACACGCUCUGGAGAUUCUUCGCCAUCUUUCCAUGUCGCCCUCUUACAGUACUAACAGCCCACAAAUCACCAGCGCGGCAUCUUACAUACUGGCAUCGACAGCAUACAUCUAAGAAGCAACUACCAAUACUGUUUAUACAUGGCAUCGGAGUUGGCCUGUACCCUUACACGAAUUUCUUCCAGGAGCUCAGCAUGGAGCUAGAGACAGGAGCGACUGGCGAUGGUCAGGUUGGCAUCAUCGCACUUGAGAUCAUGUCGAUCAGCUCUCGCAUAACUUAUCCGGCCCUGCAGAAAGAUAUUAUGAUAAAUGAGAUCAUGGAGAUUAUGCGAUAUCAUGGAUGGACGCGGUUUGUGCUUGUGUCUCAUUCGUAUGGUUCCAUAAUUGCUGCGCACCUUCUAAAAUCCAAACGAUUUGCUGCACUUGUCGGACCUACUGUCUUCAUUGAUCCAGUCGCAUUCCUCCUUCAUCUACCCGAUGUGACAUAUAACUUCAUAGUCCGUCAGCCCGCGCGGGCUAAUGAGUAUCAGCUUUGGUAUUUUGGAAGUAAGGACAUAGGAGUUGCGCAUACGUUGGCGAAGAGAUUCUCGUGGAGCGACAACAUCAUUUGGAAAGAGGAUCUCGGGGUAAACGGUGAAAAUUUUCGGAAGAUUGGGCGAAACGUUACUGUCGUUUUGAGUGGUAAGGAUUUGAUUGUGGAUACUGAAGCAGUAGGGCGGUACUUGGUAGCUUCAUCAGAAGUAAAUGCUCAGAAAGAAGCCACACAAGCAUGGAAACACAAGCCCUGGACUGGCUAUGGACUUGAGCUACUGUGGUAUGAACAGUUGGAUCAUGCACAGGUUUUUGAGUCUAAGGAUACCAGGCUGCCAGUCAUUAAGGCCAUCUCUUCAUAUUCAAAUAUAGAUUAA